AUGGAGGCGAACUCUAAAAAGCAUCGCUUCCGAAAGGGUCGCAGCGCCACUUUCAGCAUCGACGGUUUCAACAUCACCAUAGUGGCAAAUGAAGACGGUGAAAGCUCAAGUCGACCACAGGCCAGUUUUGCACGUUCCAAGUCUCAGAGUGCUUUAUGGAAUGCUAUCACAGCAGGGAUUGGUAUCAAAGGCAAAGAGCAGAGACCCCCUCAGAAUGACCCCCGGAGUCCUGCGGAGAUUCUUGCAGAUGAGCUCCCCCUGACAGACGAGGCAGAUGCCACAGAGAAGACAGCCAUCAGAUUAAGAUGUCUGGUGAAACAGCUGGAGAGAGGCGAAGCUUCCCUUGCCGAUCUGAAGAAGAACCUCGAGUAUGCGGCAUCUGUGCUGGAGUCGGUCUACAUUGAGGAGACGAGAUGGCGUUUGGUGGACACAGAAGAUGAGCUUAGCGACAUCCAAUCCGAGUCGGUACCGUCGGAGGUGCGGGACUGGCUGGCGUCCACCUUUACCCGCCAGAUGGGUCUGAUGCUGCGACGCAACGAGGAGAAACCUCGCUUCAGAAGCAUCGUCCAUGCCGUCCAGGCGGGAAUAUUUGUUGAAAGGAUGUACCGACGCACCUCCAAUUUGGUGGGACUCAGCUACCCCCCUUCUGUAAUAUCUGUGCUUAAGAAUGUUGACAAGUGGUCAUUUGAUGUGUUCGCUUUGAACGAGGCCAGCGGAGACCACGCGCUAAAAUUCAUUUUUUACGAAUUGCUCACCAGAUAUGACCUCAUUAGCCGUUUCAAGAUCCCAAUUUCCGCAGUGGUGUCAUUUGUCGAAGCCUUGGAAGUGGGAUACAGCAAGCAUAAAAACCCCUACCACAACCUGAUGCAUGCUGCUGAUGUCACACAGACUGUUCAUUACCUGCUACUUAAAACUGGCAUGGUGCACUGGUUAACUGAGCUGGAGAUCUUUGCCAUGAUCUUUGCCGCGGCAGUGCACGACUAUGAGCACACGGGGACCACAAACAACUUCCACAUUCAGACAAGGUCUGACACGGCUAUCCUUUACAACGACCGCUCAGUGUUGGAGAGCCACCACGUGAGCGCGGCCUACCGCCUUCUGCAGGACGACGACGAGAUGAACAUCCUGUACAACCUCUCCAAGGAUGACUGGAGAGAACUGCGUGCUCUGGUGGUGGAGAUGGUGCUGGCCACCGACAUGUCCUGCCACUUCCAGCAGGUGAAGGCUAUGAAGAACUUUCUGCAACAGCCUGAGGGCAUUGAUAAGCCCAAAGCCCUCUCUUUACUGCUGCACACUGCUGACAUCAGUCACCCAGCCAAAAGUUGGGACCUCCACCACCGUUGGACCACCUCUCUGCUGGAGGAGUUCUUUAGACAGGGGGACAAAGAGGCCGAGCUCGGCCUUUCAUUUUCGCCACUCUGCGACCGAAAGUCAACACUGGUGGCGCAGUCCCAGAUCGGCUUCAUCGACUUCAUCGUUGUGCCCACCUUUACCGUACUGACUGACAUGAUGGAGCGUAUCGUCACACCGCUCAUCGAUGAAGCAUCGCACUCGGGUCUGGCAGGCUUCCGGCGCUCCAGUCUGAACAGUAUUAGCUCAGAGGAGGCCAAGAGGCACAGCGUGAAGAGCAUAGCCUCCGACAGCUGCUCGUCGGGCCAGAAUUCACUGCUGGCUGUGGACAUCAAGAACUUCAAGGCGCUGUGGAAUGAGGAAGUCUACCAAAACAGGGAGCGCUGGAAAGCUCAAGCCACCAAAGAAGCAGAGGAGCGAGCCAAAAAGGACGCAGAGGAGCGAGCCCAACAGGGAGACGCCAUGGAGCCUCAGGAAGUCCCAGACGACUCCACCGAGCCCAAAGACGGAGAACGGGAGGCGGCUGACCAGGAGGCAGAAACCAAGUCCGAUACCGAUGAAUCGCCGUUGCCAUCAGGGGACGCCGCACAUAAAAGUCCCUCACUGCAGAACGGGGAGUUGUCUGAAGGCCCAGAAUCUCCAGAAAGUGAAGAGACGAAACACACAGUGAUUGAUGUAUACUGGAUGGCUUAA
Messenger RNA from Nerophis lumbriciformis (worm pipefish), 2043 nucleotides. Lineage: Eukaryota; Metazoa; Chordata; Actinopteri; Syngnathiformes; Syngnathidae. The record is from RefSeq and is a predicted model, not a curated record.